AUGAAUCCCUUCUUGCUUUGGUCAUUCCUCAACGCUCUGGAAGUGAGCGGAUCAGCGGUCAAAGAAGAGGGCUGGUUGCCUCAACACAUCCUCCUUCGGUCAGCGGCUACUAAGGAGCUCCUAGCAUGCGUCCCACUGUACCUUAAGGGCCAUUCAUAUGGCGAAUAUGUCUUUGACAACUCCUGGGCUGUGUUCGCUUCGCGACUAGGCCAGAGAUAUUACCCAAAGCUCCAGGCGGCAGUCCCCUUCACGCCAGUGACAGGGCCCCGUAUCCUAGUGCGAGAUGCCAACAUGAGGGAGGUUCUGACAACGGCCGCUGCAAAGACCCUCAUGCAGCUUACAGACGAGUACAAUGUGUCAGGGGCGCACCUGACAUUCAACAUACCGGAGGAGGGGGAUGCCUUGGCCGAGCUGGGGUACCUCAGGAGAACGGGCAUCCAGUACCACUGGGUCAACAAGGACUAUGGCACAUUUGACGGCUUCCUCAUGGACCUGAAGCAGAGCAAGCGCAACAACAUCCGCAAGGAGAGGAGGAGCGUCGCCAAGGAGGGCCUGUCCCUGCAGCGCUUGACGGGAGCUGACAUCAAGUCGAAACAUUGGGACGCCUUCUACAAGUUCUACCUCAACACCACUGACAAGAAAUGGGGCCAGGCGUACCUCACACGGGAGUUCUUCCAGGUCUUGGGGGAGUCGAUGCCAGAGCAGGUGCUGCUAGUGAUGGCAGAGGACGCCAGCAGCCGUCCCAUCGCCGGAGCGCUAAAUCUCAUCGGCUCGCAUGCGCUGUUCGGGCGCAACUGGGGCUGCGCCUAUGACACCGACGUCAAGCACCUGCACUUUGAAGUCUGCUACUACCAGGCGCUGGAGGCUGCGAUAGAGAGGGGCUUGCCGCGGGUGGAGGCGGGUGCGCAGGGGGAGCACAAGCUGCAGCGCGGAUACCUGCCCAGCCUCACGCACAGCAGCCACUACAUCCGCGACCGCCUGCUCCGCGGCGCCAUCGGCAACUACCUCGCGCAGGAGCGGCAGCAGAUCGACUACACCAUGGACGCCCUGCUGCAGCACGUGUCCCCUUACAAGAGCCUCGACGCCUAAUGCUCGGGGAUUUAUUUAGCACUACCAAGUCAAAGGCAGGUAUAAAAAAGGGACUUAGGCAAGGGUAUAAGUAGGUAGAAUUGGCAGCGCGAGGGUGCACGACUGUCAAACAGGAUGCUUUUCUGGAUACCCGUCCUUGUGUAUUGAUAUGUACUAACAGGAGCAGCCAUUUGCGCGAGCAGACCGGCCCAGGAUGUAUCACCUUCAUUCUUUCUCAUUGCUUCUAAGAACACAGUCAAGUGUAGCCAUGCAGACAAAAUGAAUAAGGCAUGUAUUGAAGUGGGCUAGGUCAGAGGGGCCAGAAAAUCGUGGUUGUGAUGGGUCUGUUGUGGAUUUGCACGACUCAGUGAAAGAGAAAGCUGAGGGUA
Molecule: messenger RNA, 1457 nt
Organism: Coccomyxa subellipsoidea C-169
Lineage: Eukaryota; Viridiplantae; Chlorophyta; Trebouxiophyceae; Coccomyxaceae
Product: DUF482-domain-containing protein
Exons: 7
Coding region: 1-1089 (362 amino acids)
Source: RefSeq, a predicted model, not a curated record